Messenger RNA from Linepithema humile (Argentine ant), 624 nucleotides. NCBI's taxonomy places the organism in Eukaryota, Metazoa, Arthropoda, Insecta, Hymenoptera, Formicidae. The record is from RefSeq and is a predicted model, not a curated record.
AUGGAGAUAGACGUCCUAUGGAGUUCUGGAGGUUUGAUGGACAUCCACUGGAUGUCAAUUUCUAUGUGGAUGUCUGUAGAUCAAGUGCGUUGGAAAAUAAAUGCUUUGACAAAAAAAUACAAAGAGUGUGUUGAUAAUAAUUCCAAAUCAGGAAGAAACCCAAUGACUUUUGAAUGGUUUGAUCAAAUGGAUGAAAUCUUUGGUAAACAAAAAAAUGCUACUGCAAUACAUACUAUGUUGUCUGGUUUUCCUCAUAUAAUGUCAAACUCUUCAACUUCAUUGGCACAAAAAUUUGAUUCUACUUUGACAUCUUCUGCUUUAAAGUCUUCUACUUCAAAAUCUUCUACAACAAUAACUGUUUCAAAUGAUCCUGCCGUUUUAUUAGAAAAUUGUUCCAAUAAAAAUGUGCAAAUUUCUACGUCUGUGUCAAGUAAAACAGGUACAAGGAAACGUAAAUUGCAUGGAAGUGGAUCUAAUAUAGCAAGAGCAAAAAUUGCACUAGAAAACCAAUGGUUAGAAUAUUUGAACAUGAAAGCUGAGCUAAAAUUAAGAGAAAAAGAAAACAGACAUGCGCAACAAAUAGAGAUAGAAAAAGAAAAAUGCAAACUUUUGAAAGUUUCUUAA